Triticum turgidum subsp. durum (durum wheat) is the source of this 243-nucleotide messenger RNA. The record is from the annotation of a GenBank genome assembly. NCBI's taxonomy places the organism in Eukaryota, Viridiplantae, Streptophyta, Magnoliopsida, Poales, Poaceae.
AUGGGCGGAGGUCAGGCCUUGCUAACAGAUUUGUGGCGGAGUGGGAGAGGUGACCCCGGCCGGCCGGCGCCUCACCACCGGCUCCUGUUUGGCGGUGGCAAAGAGAAGGGUGCCGAGGAUGUGUUGCUCUAUGCAUGGGUGACGAAGUACAUCCUCGUUAUGAUGUGUAUGGUUUCUCUAUUUUCAGCCCUACUGCUCUUGAGCCCAAAUCCCAUGACCAUCCCCCCACCUCUCCUUCGUUGA